AUGGUUUACGGUUUGGGAUCUAAUUGUUGGGGAUCUCUUGGUUUGGGACACAAUCUAUACAUCAAUGAAAUCCAAGUGAUCGACAGAUUGUGUCACAAGAAUAUCACACAAUUCUUCAAUGGAUGCGACUUUGUGUUAGCCCUCACUCAACAUAAUUGUCUCUAUGGUUGGGGUAAUAAUAAUAAGGGGCACAUUUAUUGUUGUGUUUACUCUUCAUUUGCCAUCACAUCGGAGGGGCAGGUGUUUAGUUGGGGUCGAAAUGCUUGGUAUAAUUUGGGACACAAUUCAUCGGAUAAUAUAUGGAAACCACAACUCAUUGCAGACAUGACUGGUGUUUUCGAAGUGAAUCAAUACAAGCGUGAAUAUAAAGAGUUGCAUUCAUUAGGUUCGGGAGCUUUUGGGGAAGUGCUGACAAUUUUCGGGAAUUUGUGUUCACAUAGUCUGCAUAAUAUCCUUCAACCCAAACCACAAGUAUUUGAUCGACAACCGGAAGAACCGAUGAAUUCAAUCGAGUUUUACAUUUCGUGUCAUAUAUUCAAAGAGAUCUUAGAAUGCGUUCAAUAUUUACAUGAAUUGAAUCCUCCGGUCAUUCAUAGGGACCUUCACUCGGGAAAUAUAUUACUGGCCAGAAAUGUAAGGAAUGGCAGGUUUUUCAAAGUGGCUGACUUUGGGUCGGCUACUAUUCGCAAAUCUAUAUCAACCGUAAGUAACCCGACCCGUGAGGCACCGGAAGUACGUAGGGGUGAGUCAACUGACCCCAAGAGUGAUGUCUACAGUCUGGCCGUAACUACAGAAGAGAUAUUUAGCUUUGAUUUGGACGAUAUUAUGCGGUCAGUCAUACAAAGUAGUUCACAGAAACAUAACUGUCAGACCCUCAUGUAG
Oppiella nova is the source of this 882-nucleotide messenger RNA. The record is from the annotation of a GenBank genome assembly. NCBI's taxonomy places the organism in Eukaryota, Metazoa, Arthropoda, Arachnida, Sarcoptiformes, Oppiidae.